AUGUACAAAGUAGGAACUACACACUGGUUAAUUAAAGGAUGGUUCAAUUCUGGAAAUAUGCAGCAUGCCACUGCAAAUUUUAUUUUAGCUGAACAGGUUAACAAACAAAAAGAAUUAACCUUGCGUGAAACUGUCCAGGUCGUAUCUGGAGGUCAGGGAUUCCUAAGUUGUUCAUGUAAAAGUUCUUGUCAAACCAAAAGAUGUGUUUGUUUUAAAACUAGUAUAAAAUGCAACAGUCGUUGUCACAAUUCAUUUACCUGUUCUAAUAAAUAA
This is a messenger RNA of Macrosiphum euphorbiae (potato aphid), 273 nucleotides long. Lineage: Eukaryota; Metazoa; Arthropoda; Insecta; Hemiptera; Aphididae. The record is from the annotation of a GenBank genome assembly.